CGUUUGCCGGACUGGCUUGCGGUGUGUUUGCGUUCAGUAGACAACCCGUUUGAGAAAAUUGUUUUGUGCUCAUUUAUCUAUUAUUAUUACAAAAAUUUUACAAUUCAAUUGAUUUACGGGUGGAGGGGGUAAGGUUAUAAAAAGAAUAGUGAAGAUGGAUAAUCCAGAAGAAGUUUUACAAGCACUCGAUGAGUUUUCUAAAAUGCGGCCGUCAGAGAUUCCGCGUGAGUUGGAGGAUUAUCUUUGUUUUGUUGCGAAGACAGGUGAUCCUGUUUACCAAUGGUCUUUGAUAAAACCAUUAUUCCGUGAAAAAUUAGUCAAAGUGAUGACUGAUUUCUAUGAAAAUUGUCCAGCUCUUGAUCUAGCAUCAAGUCCUAAUUUGGAGCACUUUAAUUAUGACAUAAUGAAGUGUAAUCUACUUGAACUUUUGGAAUCUUUCCCUAGUGCACCCUUUACGGUCCAAAGGAUAUGUGAAUUAUUAACGGCACCACGUAAACAAUAUAAUCGUGUCGAUAAAUUUAUGCGAGCUAUUGAAAAAAACAUACUGGUAGUAUCUACAAAAGAACCUGGACUAGCAGCUAGAAGAAAUGAGAAUGGAGAUAGUAUGAUUAAUGGAUCAAUUGAUGAAGAAACACCAAAUACAGAGUCUGCUCAUGAAGUUGAAAUGGAAUCUUGGGUUAAAGACUGCACUACAGAAUCAACAGUAUCACUUCCAUCGGUAGAGAAUGAUGUUCCUUUAGUAGAAACUGUUCUACCAUCUAAUAAAUUAUCGAAAAAUGCCAAUACUGAUGAAAAUUUGUCUGUUAUUAAUGACAAGGAUCAGUCAACAUCAUCUAGACUUGAUAUAUCAGUAUCUAAUUUUAUUGCAGCACAUGAAAUGUCAAAUUCUCCGGUUCUUUCAACGCCUCCUGUCGAGACAUCAAUACUUUGUAAUAGCAAUAUUGUAAAUGCCAAUUCGGAAGAAGUUUCAGGUAUUGUUAAUGAAGUUCCUGAAGCGAUAAUUAAUGAAGAUACAAGCUCUCAGCCGUCUUUAGAAUCAGAGAAUGAUGAAUCUGAAAAUAAUAGCGGCCGAAAAUUACAGACUACGUUCCAAUCAAAAGAUUUUGGCAAAGUGGAAGAAAAAUCUUCAAGUUAUUAUCCAGAAAUUAAUAAUGUUAAAGAAAAUUUAACGCAUAAUGAUAUAGAAGCUAAUAAAGAAGAUCAAGAAAAAAUUCAUCCGAACGAAAAAGAAAUCGAUUGUUCCGUUGAUAAUAAUUUAGAACUAGAGACUCCUGAGAAACGAGUUAAAUUAGAUAAUAAUGUAUCAGAACCAAUUGAAAAGGAAGAUAGUGAAAAUUAUUCAUCAAUAGAGUGUAAUAAUGAAGAAAGUUUAGUGGUAGAUGAAUCGAUUAAUUCAUCUACUAAGCAAUUGAAUGACGAUAUAGAUAAAAAUUGUAAUGAACCAAGUGUAUCUGAAUGUAAAGUCAAUGAUACUCAAAUAGAAAAUCCAGCAGAAAAUAUUUCCGAAAAUGUUUCUACUUCGUCAAGUGAUUCAGAGACUUUAAAAGAAUCUAAUGAAGAAAGUACUGAAGAUUUUUCUUUAUCUAGCUCAGCAGACGACAUACCGAAACCUAUAGUUGAAGAACCAGUAAUAGAACCAUUUAAUGAAAAUUCUCACGAAAAUUCUAAGUCGGAUGAACAUAGCAGUAAUGUAAUUAUUGAAGAAGCUAUGGACGACGAUACUAAAUUUAAUAAUACAUUAGUUCCGGACCCAAUUCCAAUUAUUGAAGAACCUAGAGAUGAUACAUCAACAACUACUACAGUAAUGAAUAAAAUUGAUAGUUGUCCAAAGAAUGAAGAAGAGCCCCAACUUUUAGAAGAAAAUAAUAUUGAAAAUACAAGUGGAGAAAACUUAGAAGUAAAAAAUGAUAAUUUAAAAAAUGAAAUUUCAUCUGAACAUUCAGAAACAACAAGUAUUACCCCGAUGGAAAAAGACGAACCAACGGAAUCAAUGGAUGUAGAUAAUGAAGAGGUAAUGCCAGUGUUUCAACAAGAUGAGCCGAUGGAAGAAGAAAGUGGAGAAUUGAGAAGUUAAUAAAAACAAUGAAAUUAAAUCAUGACUUAUUUUUUUAUCGCGGUUUUCAAGCCCUGACAAAUAAAAGAAAAACAAACAAUGACAAAUUUAUCAUUAAUGUUGGUUUAUGAAUAUAUAUAUAUUACAAUUAUUAAUACUAAUAAUUUACUAAUUUUUUCAAUUAAUUUACCGAUAUGUAUCCUGCAGUUUAUUGUGUUUGUGGUUAUUUCUAAAUUAUUAAUGCCUUAAUGGACUAUAAUAUUUUCAAUUAUUUCGUAUUUAUUGAUGUAAUUAUAAUGAUUUAUUAAUUUACAUUAAAAUGAAAUUUUUGUUUUUUUGGAAAAUGUUCUUGUAUUAAUCAUAUAUCAUAUCUCUGUCAAUCGUGCUACUGAAAUGGAUUAAAAUGAAUAUUGUCAGUGGCUUAAAAGUUUUUUCCAAUUUCAUAAUGAUUAAUGACACUGCCUAUAAAUGAAUGAUAUGUUUCAAGAUGUGACUUAAUUAUAUAACAUAAAUUAUACGGUUUCUGCCUCUACGAAAUUAUUCGAUUGAUGCUGUAUUGAUUUUAUGUAAUGUUCAUUGGAACAAAUUAUUUUAAUUGUAAAAAUAAUAAUUAAAAGCAAUAGAAAAAAGUUCAUACGCGAACUGAUCAAUGAAAGAAUCGACAUAUUUGAAAAACUACAUUACAGUGUAUAAUAAACAAAAAUUGGUAUUCACGGGGUACACAUUCAUUUUAAUUUCAUGAUCAAUUUUGAAACGAGCUAAAAGUAGUAAGCGUAAUGUUAUAAUUUAAGGUAGCUGUGUAUAUUAUUUUAUAGAAAAAUAUAUACAGAUUAUUAUAAAAA
This is a messenger RNA of Chelonus insularis, 2895 nucleotides long. RefSeq names its product Protein phosphatase 4 regulatory subunit 2-related protein. Bases 155 to 2074 code for a protein of 639 amino acids. Gene Ontology annotation, molecular function: protein phosphatase regulator activity. The transcript has a single exon. The record is from RefSeq and is a predicted model, not a curated record. NCBI's taxonomy places the organism in Eukaryota, Metazoa, Arthropoda, Insecta, Hymenoptera, Braconidae. Gene Ontology annotation, cellular component: cytoplasm; protein phosphatase 4 complex; nucleus.